CUCUCUUCUCUCAAUCUCUCUCUUGUAUAUACACACAUACACACACACACGUACAACGUACACAUACAUAUAUAUUAUAUCUCUCUUUCUCUCCCUCUCUGUUCUUGUCGAAUAUGUAAGUGUAGGUACGCGUGUGCGCGUUUCUUUCUCGCCUCACCUCGCCCCGCCUUGCUUCGCCUCACCUCUCCUCUGCUGUCUGUCUCCAUCUCGGCCUCGCUCGUCGCCGCGAGGACGGCAGGCACGUCCGCCGGCAAAUAAAACCCGUGUUGGGUGACGCGACGACGGGGGUGGUGAUAAUCGCGGAAGAAAGGGAGCAAGAGGAGACGCCGGGCAACCUGAGGGGCUUUUCCGUGCUGUUUUUUAUGCGUGCGAAUGAUAUUGAGAUAACGAAACGAAAAGCACAGAUCGAAAGUGAUAACGAAGGGUUGCAAGAAGAGGCUAGUGAGUAAGAUUUAGAGCGGGAGUAAUAUUUGAAAGUAAAAGAGACACACGCGCGAAAAAGUAGGGUGGAAAGGGAGGUGAUAUUUAAAAGAAGACGAAGGAAGCAAAGAUAGGGCAGAGGGGGGAGAAGGAAGAAGAAGAAGAAGGAGAGAGAGAGGGAGAGAAAUCGAAAGAGAGAGAGAGAAAGAGAGAAAGAGAACAUCGGCAAUAUCUAUAAAAUCGGAGAAUCUUAAGUGAAAAUGGCAUAUUUGUGUUUUUUCCACAGAGAUAUAGAGCGAGGUGCGAAUAUCUUAUAAAGUGCAACGUUAAUAAUCUUGUUUCGUAAAAAAUUUUUUUUUUUAAUGGGAAAAAGGCUAUAUGGGUCUUCUUAUAAGAGUCGCGAAGAUUGCGGAUAUCACCGAAAGGGAAGCGAUGCGGCGAAGAAUAUAGAGCGAGAAAAUAGAAGAUCUACUUAUUUCUUCGCGUGAUCUCUAGAAGAAAGAAUCCACGACUGAACGUUGAUCACUGAAAUUUGCGAACAGUAAUGAUCGAGGAAAAUACAGAAAGGGCGAAGAGGAGAAAAGAAUUACGGGUUAACUUAAAUGAAUAUAAAUCACUAACAUUAAGAUAGAAAACAAGAGAAAAAAGAAUGCAAAUUAUGAAUAAUGUCCCCACUUUCUUCCCUUUAUUAAACGCCAUAUUACGAAAUAUUAAGAAUACUUAAAAAAUCUAAGUUUUUUUACGUUUUUAUAGGAUGUUGUAGAAAUGAGGGAUUAUAUACGUGAGAAUUUCAGUGAAAAAAUUAUUCGAGAUUAAUAUGCGCACUUCAUCGUUUUACUGUAGUAAUUCAUAUCAAUACAUGUACGCGUGAGUGCAUAACCGUAGGAUACACACGUCGUGAUAAUCCGUACAAAUAGCUGUAUUGUAAAAUAAUUCAAUCAGGCAUUGACAUCUUUACAUAUCCGUCGAUCUUUUUCUCUUUCGGACACCCCCUUUUUCAUCCGUCGAAAUGCGGAUAUACGUUUAUUUUCAACCCGACAGCCGGAACUGAUAGAAAGGUUUCGCCAGCUGUUCGUUAUGCAGAAACCGUGACAGUUGCUUUCACCAGCUUUUCAGAUUCGACGUCGAAAUGCAAAUUUUCACAUCGUAGAAGAAUAUCCGCAUAUUUCUGUUGAUGAAAACCGAAUUGACUCUAAUUUCGCUGUUAUUACGAGUCUAAUAUAGAGGAAGACAAUCUACACGUAAUUCUAUUCUUAACUCGAGGAAUGUGUGUAUUAUAUAGAAUCAUAUUACGUAAGAGAAUUCAAUACAAUUAUUGAUCCGUUAAUUAUUUACGUGAGGGAUGUUUAUCUUAUAGACAACUGAGCUAAACGUUAGAUAUAUUUCGCGAAAUGGAAACGCAAGAAUAAAGGUACAUCACGGGAAGUAUAACAGAAAUUUGGUUAGUUGUAGUAUUUUUGCGAAGUGCUAUGCGGUGACUCAUACUUUAAGUAUUCCAUUGUGUAGAGUUCUGCAAGCAUUGCCCUGCAUAGCAGGCGCUUCCAAAAAUACACGUUUCGUUUUAGCGUUUCGCGCACGUCGAUAUGCAAACGCAUCAGUAAUUCAUGGACCGUAGCUCGUUGCAGAGUUGCUGCAAUAAAGAAAAGAAAACUAGGAAAUUUAUUAGAAAUUUCCGAGCUGUAAUGGGCGAAGAGAUUCCUCAGAGUACUUUUUAAUGCCAUCGAAUAAUAAAACAUUCUUUGCAAUGCUGCAAUGGUGAAAUCAAUCGGCACGUACUUAUUUUUUCUCUUUAUUUUUCUCACUUCUUUUUUUCAACAUAUUACAUUGCUUUUCCUUUAUUGUUCCUCCAAUUUAUUUUUUCAAUGAUAAAAUGUUGAUUAAAUAAGUAAAGCUGAAUCUUUUAAUUAAAAAAAAAAGCAGUUCUAACGUUUUAUCCUGAUAUUUUCUCUUGUUUUCGGAAACAAAGGUGAUGACAUAAAAUAAAAAUAUUGAGUGAAAAUAAAGUGUUGCAAGACGGCGUGAACCACAAAGUGAUUUCGAUGUGACAAGUAUUGAGCGCGAUCAAACGGGAAGAUUCUGCUUUCAGCUACGACCUCUCUUCCAGUUUCGCUCGUUCCGUUGUCAAGAGUAUUGAUAUUUCGCUGCAAACAUUCAAAGACUCGUAACUGACAUCCAAAGCAUGAGAGGCAUACAUUUGUCUCCGACAAAAGAUGUGUCCAAGAGCUGAUCUUAGGACUCGUUCAAGUCGCUUGCCGAGUGUCCGAGGAAGGGAAAUAAUAAACGAAAUAAUAAACCGACAAACACGCGGAGGAUGGAAGCAUGAUUCUGAUACCGCGGGUCCGGCGAACUCGACGGAAAACUAGAAGAAGAACGUCCCGAGGUCGAAGAGAGAUCGAAGAGAAGGGUGGAAUGACGAGAGAUUGCGGGGAUAUGGAUACCCGCGAGGCUAGUGGAGUCGGUCGAUCGCGAGGCUUGAAUCUGUUGACUUAACCGUCUCCAAGGGGAAUCUCGGCAUGCGUCCGAUGGUGCCGGACGAAACGUCGUCGUACUUCUGUUUAAGUUACGUAUUACGAGAGAUUACGUUCGCGACAUGACUUCGGCGAAGAAAAUUACCGCGUAUCGUUAACGUCACUCGCGGAAUAUCAAUGUCCUCGAGACACGAUUCGAAGGAAGACUCGCGCCUCUUGCUAAUGUCGUCGCAGGAGAUUAUUUCGAAUCGACGUCGUUCCCUGAUACUUUUUGUGGCAUGUACGUGACCCCAACAACGUGGAAAGAAAUUUGCGGCAGUAGAGCCUCGAAAAGAUCCGGUACCGUGGGCGGUACAACCUUGUGCCCCUGGCACGGUACCGUUUCCUGAAGGACGAGGCUGGCUGGUGUGUGCGUGUGUGUGCGAUUGUGUGGAAGAGGAAAAAAUACGGGGAACUCAAAGGUACCUUUCGUGCGGUGGUACCUGCGGCUGAGUGUCUCUUCAAAUCGCUUCAAUUGUCUACGUUUCGUGCCAGGUGCUUGCGAACAUCGUACCGGAUCGUGCAAGAUUAACUGUGCGAAUCGGUAUCAAACGGUACCGUCGAAGGAUGAAACAAUUCGGCAAAGCAUCGUGAGGAAUAGCAAAAGAGCGUACGUAUCUUGGUCGUUGGACGAUGACCGACUGGCCGUCGUUGUGGUGGAGAUGACUACCAGGCUAGUGGCUCGUCCUGAAGACGACGACGACGACGACGAGGUCCACGAAGAGGCACGAGACUCGGCCGUGGGCUAUCACUGCCACUGAUAGAGCCGGCAUCCCGUCGCAGCUCACAUCGAUGCCGACUGCCACAUCCACGAAACAAGGAAAUUCAGCGCCGUCACUCCAUUUUCAGGCCCAGUCAGCGCACGUUGGCCGACACAGUUCGGAAUGGGGAGUGUCGGCAGCAACGUGACAGGAACGACGACGACAGAUCCGACGACGUUCCUGCCAGACGCAACGCCGACUUUAAGCGAGCGCGAACAGGUCAAAAUCGAAUUUUACAAAACGUACGACGUCAUGACGGGGAUACGGAUCGCCGCGACCCUCGGCGGUUUUUUCAGCUUAAUGGUGUUGCUGGUAGUUUACAAGAGCAGAUGCAAAGCGAGCAAACAAUUGGAAGACCCGGCUUUGACUGCGGCAGCAGCCGCGGCGGUCGCAGAAGCUGAAGCCGAAGAACGCGCACUCGCCGUCGCUCUCGAAGCGAUCGCCAGGUUACCACCCAGGCCGGGUCGUGGUCCGAGAAGAUCUUUGUGCGUUGAGAUGAACCAGUCUCAUUCACCCGUGGUGGCACCUCGCUUCGCCUCAGUCGGAGGUGGAUACGACUCCCUGCUGGCACCGCCAAUCAGGCAACCGAGGUUGGCUCCUCCGGUCGAUCACAGAAGAUGUAGCUCGGUCACCUGCAGCAGCACUGGAAGUAGUUAUCUGGAACGAAGGGGUUCAGCCAUGGUAAUGCCGUGCCUUCCGCCUCCUCCAUCCUUCCCGCGUCACGCCGCCUACGAUGAGCCAUGGGAUUUAUAUUACCCUAUCGAUAUUCAGGUAAUACAGCCAACCCCAGAUUUAUCGCCGUGCGGUAGCGAGGUCGGUCUUUAUGCUGGGGCAGUCGGCAGCCUUAUGGCGGCGUCGUCGGGCAGAAGAGCGCCGUUGGCAUCGAUGGGUAGCGUGGAUCCUCCCGAUCCAGAAACCAGGUCGCUCGGCUCCGAUUCCGUCUUCCUGAAGAACGAGGACGAGGAGCAGUGCAUCGACACUGAGGACGAAGUUUCGGGUUUUUCCACGGACUCGGACGCGCCUGGGCCAAGCUGUCGGCGGUUCCUACGGGUGCCUUCUAGGAAAAAACGGAUCCCCGAGAAAUGGGACGGAUGCGCGGGCUGCGUGCCCAGACGACGAGCCGGUAAUAAACCCUGCCAAGAAUGUAUGACCAUCAGUGCCGCUGUCGAAACCUCCAGGUCGCAACCAGCUUCAACGACAACCAGUAGCAGUCAGAGUAGCGUGGGAUCUCCACCGUGUUCACCGCCGAUCGAACUGAGGCACAGACCACCAACGCCAUUACCAUCAAUCCCGCCAAUAUGGUCCCAAGAAACGCUCUUUUAGGAUGCGUUUUUCGUAGUGACCAUGUCCUUCGACUUGUUUUUAUCGAGACACGAAGCUAAACCCAGAAUGUCGAUAUCUGAGGAAAUCAUUUGCCCAAAAAAUUGAUCUGGUCUUUAACCGUCUUGUAUCUCUAAAUAAUUUUCUCUCUUUUCUCUUGGAUCCUGUCGCCAUUAAAAUAUAUUUUACGUGAAUUUGAAAAUUCAAUUGUUAUAUCGGUCAGUGAAUUCGAUUACAAUUUAUGAAUGCAACAAUUGCGAUUAUAAUAAAAUUGUUAUAAAAAUAUUUUUAAAAAAAUCUAAAUUUUGAUAUAACAAAAUAGAAAGUAAACAAAAUUAUAUCAUUGAAAACCGUAAUCUUUACAAAUCGUAAGAACAAAAAAAAGAAUAAAAGUUAAUCAAUAAAGAGGAGAAGCGGAAGAAGAACGUACGAGCGAGACGUGGAGAUGAACGCCGGAAAGCAUUUUCGUCCGAACGUGAGGAAAUAUCGGAGAUUUUCGAUAUUACAGCGGUGACUUCUGUCCCGAAACCGGAGCAAACCCAUCUUAAGGUAGACUAAAUCGAAGGCAUUUUAUGUCGACUGUAUGGUACACUCCAUGACAAGCAUGAAACUCGGAUCGGAUUACCCGCCCAUUUAAAGGACGCGUCUACAACCCGCGAGACGAGGCUGACGGCGACUUAGUCUAACUAUACUUGAGAUCUCAUCUACCGACGUAUUUCAGACGUCUGCCUACUCCAUCAUGCUCCAGAAUAAGUUGGCGAACAAUACACGCGCGCGCGGUCGCGUUUAUCUAAAGUUCAUAUUAACUGCAUUGUGGCUGUACCAACCAGCAUCCCAACGCACCAGAGAAAGUGCGCACAAUUUAUCUCGCAUCGCAAGCCGUGCUCCACUACUAUCUUAUUUAGUCGAAGAAGAUUGGGCGGCAUCAUUAUUUCCCGUCACUCGCCACAUUCUCGACAAUACUCUCUUCGACGACAUUCUCUUCAUACGAGCAUUCUUCGUAACAUGACCAGACGCACAUCGACAUCCGUGAUCCAUUUAACAACGAAAACAAGCAAAUGCACUUCCUCGCUUAAGACAUUCGUGGCGUCCCAACGUGACGUUUGUAAUGCCUCUCGAGAUCGCGAGAUCUCAAGUGGCCAAACUUGGGAGAAGGGCGCAUGGUGAUCUAUAUCGCACAAAGGAGAAUAUCCGAGAAACGAGCGGAGAAACUCGUUCCGAUCGAUCAGGGUGAACCGCGUAACUCGCAACUCAGGAGACUGUCGAAGGAAGGCCGAUCGACAAUGCGGGGGAAAUAGGGAAUUAUUUUUAUACAAGCGCGACGAUAAUCAAGCUCGUUGAACUGAUCGUGAUGCUUCUCGUGAAAACAAUAAUACGCGCGCAAUACUCAAUUGUAUGACGUCAGUGUAACAUGUGAUUGUCAACGAGACGAGCGGAUGGAAGAGUGAAAUAGAAAGAAGAGAGAGAGAGAAAGAGAGAGAGAGAGAGAGAGAGAGAGAGAGAGAGAGAGAGAAACGGGGGAAAUAGCACUUUCGCUCGGAUAAUCGUCGAACCGGAUUUCCCCGUCGCAAUUUUCCCGACAGAGAAAACUGCCGGUUCGCCGUUGAUCCGACGUUUCUCUAACGCGAGGAAAACAACGUAUUUCUAUUCGUGUAAUCUUGUAAGCUCUGUAAGGUUUUGGGUGUACGUGUACGUGUCUAUAACCCUCUUGCGUACGAUAGAUAAACACCGUGCUCGAUGGAGGGGAACCGGAAACUGGGCGACUGCCGUAUAUGGUCUCGUAAAAACGGCGAACCAAAGUUGCCAAAAUUCCUUGAUCGCCGUAUUUUGACAAGGUGAUCUAUUAUAUCGAUCGUUUCGCAAAGUUGCUUGGUAAAUUUCUAUCCGGACUGGAAUAUCGAUCGAUUAGAUAUUCCACGGAAACAGAAAUCCCCGCAAUUAGGCCUGUAUCUAAUCUAAAGAAAUCGUAAGAUAUUUAAAAGAAAUAAGAGGAGAAGAAUAUGUGAAUUUAUUUCAGUUUUUUAUCCCCGUCAAUUCAGUGAUAUUAGCUGACGAGAAGCUCGCUGGGUGUAGAAAAUCGAAUUUAUUAAAAUGUUAGAGCGCGUCGGUGUAAAGAACGAAAAGAUAAAAAGAGAGACAUAUAGUAGACGAGACAUAUUUAUCGUUGACAAGAGCAACUUGUGUCUAUUUUCGAUAAAAGAUAAAAAGUAGUUGAACCAGACGAGCCAUAUAUCUCCAUGUCAUAUGCCUCUAUGUCUACAUCUGGAGACUUUUCCACGGAGGCUAACAUCACUGCCGGUCAGCCCCUCCAGGCACACGACGAUAAACGAAUAAAAAUAAAGCAGAAAUUAAUACACAUUUACGUAAAAGCAAAACGAACGCACGAGGACUACCUAACAUUGUUCUAGCCAAGAGUUUGUAUAGUAGACGAAUAAGACGAGCCGAGAAGUUAUUAUAAUAUAUCGGGAUAAAAAAAAAAGAAGAAAAAGAGAAGAAAUAUAUAUAAUGUAAUAGGCGCCACGCACGCAGUGCUGCGACCGUUACUUUUAGAUAGGUGUACAUACACGUCGUGUUACGAUGCGUUACGUUGCGUUGAGCUUAUACGACAGCGACUCGCCCUCGCUGAUCGACAAAGAGCGGAGGGAAGGCGAGACUCUAACGUCGUCGAUCUACAUGAAGAACUUUACAUUACGUUGGCUGCGUUCCAAACUUCGCCCCGGAGGUACGAAUUUAACAAGCCGCAAAACAAAACGCGAAAUACGAGAAAUACGAAGAGAAUAUAUAAUCACGACUACAUGAAACUACAGACCCGUGUAAUUCCCUCUAAUAAUUUAUAUACUGCUAUCCGCUAUACUCUCGACCAUUAAGCCGAAAAAACGUCAACUUUUGCGGACCUAAGAGAUUAAGAGAAAGUUUCUCGGAGACAGAAAGGAAAAGGGAAAGAGAGAGAUGGCGGGAGGUGUCCAAACUUCAAGGAAUACACGCAAAAGUUUCGUGAUAAAUAAGGGAAAGUCCCUAAUUGGAUAUUGUAUGCCUUAUUGAAUCAUUGUUAUAUAUAUGUAUAUAAAAGCUGACAUUUCGCUUGAGAAUUACGAUAACGUCGUGAAAAAGUAGUCGUCACAGGAGGCGAAGUUUUAGAACGCGGCUGUAGGAGAAUAAAACAGAAUUAUUACUAUCGCGAGGUGCGCUUUGCUAUACGCCGACACGCCGACGAAUUCGUUCCACCCGAGUUCCUUCUGUUGAGACGUAUCACCGUAAUUUUUUUUUUUUUUUUU
This is a messenger RNA of Temnothorax curvispinosus, 8283 nucleotides long. RefSeq lists its product as uncharacterized. The transcript is spliced from 8 exons. The record is from RefSeq and is a predicted model, not a curated record. Lineage: Eukaryota; Metazoa; Arthropoda; Insecta; Hymenoptera; Formicidae. The coding region runs from base 3812 to 5011 and encodes 399 amino acids.